This is a messenger RNA of Spodoptera littoralis (African cotton leafworm), 1620 nucleotides long. NCBI's taxonomy places the organism in Eukaryota, Metazoa, Arthropoda, Insecta, Lepidoptera, Noctuidae. The record is from the annotation of a GenBank genome assembly.
AUGGUGCAAGUUCAAGUAAACGAGGGCUGGUUGGAGGGGGAGGUGGUACAGAACGAGUAUGGCGGCUCCUACUACAGCUUCAAGGGGAUCCCGUACGCACAACCUCCACUUGGAGAACUGAGGUUCAAGGCCCCUCAACCGCCAAAGCCCUGGAAAGAUGUCCGCAGCGCGAAACAAUUCGGUUCAAAAUGCUACCAAUAUGAUGCAUUCUUUGAAAAAGGAAAAGUGUGUGGUUCUGAGGACUGCCUCUACCUCAACGUGUAUACACCAAGCAUCAAACCUGACAAACCUUUACCAGUCAUGUUCUGGAUUCAUGGAGGAGGUUUCAUAUCUGGGGCUGGUGAUGACGACGUGUACGGCCCCAAGUUUCUCGUAAGACAAGAUGUUAUCCUUGUCACGUUCAAUUAUCGACUUGAAGUUCUUGGUUUCCUCUGCUUAGACACUGAAGAUGUGCCUGGAAAUGCUGGAAUGAAGGAUCAGGUAGCUGCCCUCAGGUGGGUGAACAAAAAUAUUGCCAACUUCGGAGGUGACCCAAACAAUGUAACAAUUUUCGGUGAGAGCGCUGGGGGGGCCAGUGUCACUUAUCACUUGAUAUCACCAAUGUCCAAAGGAUUGUUCCGGAGAGCGAUAGCUCAAAGUGGUUCUAAUGUCGGGUAUUGGGCUCAAGCGUACAAACCUCGUGAAAGAGGCUUUGCGUUGGCAAGGAAAUUAGGAUUCUACUCCGAUGAUCCUAAACAAGUAUACGAGUUCUUAAAAGAACAGCCUGUCGAGGCUCUUAUUAAAGCUGCUGUACCGAUAACAUAUUCAGAGAAAGUAAGAGACAUUGAGAUAUAUUUUAAUGUCACUGCUGAAAAACAGUUUGGAAACAACGAACAAUUCUUCUACGGAGAUGUACUUGAUUCAGUAUCGAAUGGCAUUCACGAAGGAGUUGAUAUUAUGACAGGAUACACAGCGGAUGAGGGUAUAAUGAGCUUGGCUGUGUUUGGAGAUAUCUCUGCAAAUUUAGAACAAGCUAGAAACUUUUCACAGUUUUUCAUUUCGUAUCCAAUGUCUCUCACAUUGUCCACUAACGACCAGCUGGAGCUUGGCAAGAGAAUAAGAGAAUACUAUUUCAAGAAUUCAAUUUCGAUACCAGAUGAUUGGGAGAAGUUGGAGAAAUUUUAUGCAGCAUGCCAAUUCCUGUUUCCUGCAAACAGAUGGAUUAAAUUGGUUGCUCGAUCUAAGAAGAAUAAGACAUAUUUUUACAAGUUCACUUGCGUAUCAGAGUUGAAUAUGAUAUCUCAGAUGAUGGGCGUAGGUGAUUUAAUUAAGGACAAACCAGUGGUAGCUCACGCAGAUGACUUACUUUAUUUGUUUACGCCGAAUACUUCACCAAUAAUAGACAGGAAUUCGAAAACAUUCCAACAUGUGGAAAAGGUCACGAAACUUUGGACAAACUUCGCUAAAUUUGGAAACCCAACCCCUGACGAUUCAUUGGGCGUCACUUGGACUCCGUACUCAGUGGCCAAUAAGGAUUACCUAGACAUUGGCAACGAGCUCAAACCUGGUCACGCGCCGGACGACGAGGAAGUACAAUUUUGGGAAAACGUUUUAACAGAAUUCAACCAGAAAUUGUAUUGA